This is a messenger RNA of Hirsutella rhossiliensis, 1230 nucleotides long. Its product is annotated as protein (fungal and plant). The record is from RefSeq and is a predicted model, not a curated record. Bases 1 to 1230 code for a protein of 409 amino acids. NCBI's taxonomy places the organism in Eukaryota, Fungi, Ascomycota, Sordariomycetes, Hypocreales, Ophiocordycipitaceae. The transcript has 2 exons.
AUGCCCGCGGAAGACAACGCUCCGAGCCCGCAAGAGAAUGCGGCAGGGCUUCAGGAUCGAGAAGCCGGCUUAAAACAUGAAGAGGCUGGGCCAAAACGACAGCUUACUCUGCCUGCUUGGCUCGACCACUUUAACAGCCAUGACCUCAAGAUCGUCUUCCGCUGCUGGGCCGCAACGUGGGUUGCAAGCAUACUGAUUUUCCUCGGACCUACCCUUCGCAGUAUCGGCGUCGCCACCUUUUUCGGCGCAAUAAUUCUGUACAUUGUGCCUCCGGCUAGCAUCCUGUUUCUCUACCUCCUGGCUGCCUUCUCGGCCCUCUUUGGCAUGUGCCUCGCCUGGGCCUGGGGCCUAGUGGCGAUGAAGGCCGCAUUGGACGCGCGUCCAGCAUCAGAGACGCAGGCAAGGCUCCAGGCCCUGCAGCAGCAGGCCGCCCAGACCGCCCAGCGGUCUGGCGAAAGCGUCGCCUGGGAGGCGCAAAAGCUGGUGCACGACGGCUUUAUGCUCGAUGCGCGCAUCACUGUCGUCUUCUACGUCUUUUGCUGCGUCUUCGUCUACGCGUUGACCCGUCUGCGGUACAACAACCCCAAGUUGACCUUGACGCAGAUUUUCGGGGUCAUUGUCAUCGACAUUUUCUUGCUUAUUGGACUGACGCUGACGACUUUCAAUGCGAGCUUGGCUUCACUCUUGGUAAAGCCCGGGACUAUUGGCAUCGGGCUCGGCGCCGUUUGUUGCCUCCUCUUCUUCCCGCAGUCGACUUCGUACGCGGUGCUGCACCAGAUGGAAAAGCUCAUUCGCAUGACGGAGACAUCGCUGGACGCGACUCGGAAGCACUUGGCAAGCCAUACAAUGCAGGUGAGCCAGCUAGCAGGCGCCCGUUACAGCUUGAUUGCCGCCUACAAAUCCAUGGAGCCGGCCCUCGCUUUCCUUCCUCUUGACCUUUCACGCGGCCGGUGGAACGCAGACGACGUAAAGUCGCUGCAAGUCCGGGUCCGCGAGGUCAUGCUGUCUUGUUUGUCACUUCUCGAUUUCCAUAUCACCAAAGUCGAAGCCGCCCAGAAAAGAGAGUGUUUGGAAAGCCAGAAACUUGGGCAAGGUGCAGUUGAAAAGGGACCGACCGCCGAACAGAACGGCCAAGAGAUUGGCCGUCAUCAGCUGCUGGAGAGCGCAAAUCUACUCGAAGCUCUCAAAAGUCCCGAGCAUGGCUUGUGUGAAAGGCCUCUAGUGAGUUGA